UGAAAUUUAGACACGGCAGGACCCAUAAAUUAUUAGUGCCCGUGCCGGGCUGACCCAUUUAUUUCGUGCCCGUGCUCGCGCCAGCCCAUGGGCCGCCCGGUGCCCACAUACAUGCGCGAGCUUCAACAACUUAGAUCAACAACAGUGGAGGCGGUGGCUCAACUACGACGAUGGCUUGGUGGUGGCGGCAGCUUGGGGUUUAGGAUUGGCGAUUUUCUUUUAUUUUGUCAUGUUUGAUGAGUAACUGAGUAUAAAGAGGGAAGGGUAGUAACGUCAACUUGGUUUUAAGUUAGGGUGCGCUGCACCUACGUGGCGGCCACGCACUAGAUGUAGGGUACAAAAGACCAAAGGAACACUGCAAAAGUGGUAAAGAAGAGGGGAAACCCGGGUGGCGGAGACUACGGCGACGCCAGAGGUUUUUAUAAACCGGCGGCGAAGCCUCAGUCACGCAUGGGAAAAGUACUAUUUCAUCCUUUUUAGUGGCAUUUUGUGUUUUUUAUAUUUUUUCUUUCUUUCUUGAUAUUUAUUUAUUAUUUUAUUCAUGUUGGACAAAGUGGGAAUGGCACAGUAAAUUUUAAAAAAAUAGGUUUGUCCACCAGCUGGAUGUUUAGUAUUAGAGGAUAAGGGACGCGUCACCUACCUGACCUUAAUGGAAUAAUAAUUUGUCCCACUAUCUAUCUCGCCCUAAUUAUCAUGUGAAUUAAUUAGAUUUAAUUAUUAGUUGGUAUAUCAGAAUGGAGAUCUGAAUUGAAAUUACAACAUCUACAUGAAACUUGAAAAUUACUAUAAUUAACAAUUAUCGAAGUCGAAAAAAAUAUUUUAACUUCAUUAAUUCGCGUCUAAAUUUCUUUUAGCUAUUUGGGUUUUUGCAGAAAUAAAGGAUUGAAUUAUCCAAAAGAAAAGAAACUGCUAAUAAAGCGGUUUAAUCAUGGCAAAAAAAUGUUGAUGGUCGACAUUGCCUUUUAAUCUUCUUAACCCGCGGGUCGACCCGUUUUGACCUUGCCCGGUGAGAAAAACGGGUCGCACACACCCGUCGGGUCGACCGCUAUAAGGUACCGGGUUGAAGGUCAAAUUGUGUCUUUUUUUUUUUUGCUUUGCGAAAUGCGCAUAUUUUACGAUUUUUCUUUUCGCCUAACUCAAUCUUUGGAAUCCUAAGUUGAAUAUUUGAAUAUUGAUGUAUAUAAGUGUGUGUGAAUUUUCACUUUAUGCUAUAUCUAAGUACGAUAUGUUAUUUUGGUGUAAUAUUAUAUGUUAUAACUCAUAUGUUAGAUAAGAUUUGAUAUAAUUUAUAAGAAAAAGUACAAUAUAAUGACUCUUUCCAUAUUUCCAGGCCAAAUUGGGAUAAAACAGUUGACCCAUUGACUCUUGACCCACUAGCUCGACCGGGUCCGGGUCAACCCGCUGGUUAACAACCUUGCUUUUAAUUGUUGCUGACCUCAAAGCGGUGGCUAACCGGUCACAUCAACUCCCGCCACAGCUGAAAUUUUAAUUUCCGGAUAUAUCCUCCGAGUCUCGCUCCCCCCAUGGACGGGCGACUGGUCUGAGAGAAGGGCAGGACAGUAAUUAAGGCAGUUUCUUCUUGGCGGCCGGUUUGUCUCUACUCUACUGUCUCGCUCUUUGUUUCGUUGGCCCCAAAACUUUUGUUGUGGUUUCGCAGUGGAACUCUCUCAUCAGUUUUGUUUUGUAUUUGCUCUUGGUCUUGGAUUCACCAUCCCUUCCCUUAGGUAAGUUGGUUCCCCAUUUGUCAGUCAAACUCAAAACCCUGGUUUUUAGGGAUCUUUGUCUUCUUCGUCAGCUCCUACAAUAUCCAAUUACGUCAAAGAAUGGCGCCGCGGACGAUCGAGACGGAACGCGUUGCCUAAAGUGGUGAUCGAGAGAGACUCGGAGUCUGAGCAAAGCUCUUCCUCCGAAGACAAGACAAUGGAGAAGACGAUGAAGGAACACAACACUCUAAGAUUAACAAGGAAAGGCAUCCAUUAAUACCUUGAGUCUGCAUAAACUGUGCAAAGUAAAGACAUUGUUGUAUUUGUUGCUCGUGUUUCAGUUUUAAUUAAUGUUGGAUUUAUUCUCUUUGUUAUGGUUAAUGAUAUACAUUUCCUUUCCUACAGAGCAUCAGUUCAAGCCUGGGGCCUGGCAUUGCUGCAGUUUUUAUCUUCUCCUGUUUGUUGCAGAAUUUGAGUUAGUUCCAUUCUUCAGCCUUUGUUAUUACUGAAUAAUCAAAUAGUUUUCCUCAGCUCAAGAUUGCAUCCAUUUAUCUGUGUACUCUUUUCAUCCAAAGGGGUUCUUGGAAUUGUCCAAAUUGGAAACUCAGCUCUGCGUGUUUGGACUUGGCAGUAGAUCGACUUUAGAAGUUCUUAUUUACAGUUGUACAAUUGUAUUUCCCCUUGUAUUUAACUUUCCCUAUAGCCUCUCUGUAUCUUGUAUAAAUCCCCUCAAUACACAUCAAUGCAAAAUCACGUUUGAUUCCCCAAAGCAUCUGUUAUGCUAUCAGAGCAUAGCAACGUUCAGCUAGGCUUUUGAUCCAAUAACGCUUCUGUUCUCUUUUCCCCGCUCUCUUUUCUCUUUUCUUUCCUUUCAUUUCAGAUCCAAAUCUUUUUCUUUCCCUCUUGCUGCGAUACCUCACCAUGACAACUGAAGACGCAGUUAUGACGCUCAAUCCGGCCACUCAUUUGCCGCUCAAGCUCACAUCUCUCAAUUAUACCUCCUGGAGAUCUCAAGUCGAGACACUACUCGUGGCCCUACACCUCCUUGGUUUCGUCGACUGCACCUCUGUUGCGCCGGAGAAGACAGUCUGUAACAGCCGUGACGGAUCUGGAUCUUUCCCGACGAUUAAGAAUAGAGAAAUAGACUAGAUCGAGGAAGAAGGGAGGUGAAUUUAAUAAGAAGAAUCAGAGAAUCAGGGGAAGAACAGAGAAGGGGAGGAAGAAGAAUAGAGUACAGAGAAGAAGAUUGAGAUUAGAGUGUUUUGUUAUUUCUUUCUUUCUUCUCUCGUUCACAGUACAAGACCCUUUAUAGGGCUGGUCAAUUACAAAAGACACCUCCAACUAAAAAUUUGUGACAACUAAAUCUCAAUCAUUACAACUCCCAAACCCUCAAAAAUAGACUUGUCCUCAAGUCUAUCAACAACACAACAACCCACGACAUAAGAAAUGACAAGAAAAUGAACUAGACAUAGUACCUCUCUCUUAGUUUAAUAAUAUCUUCACCAUUAUAAAAAAAAAAUGAACUAGACAUAUGAAACUGCAACAACAAAGGUAGUUGGUUGUUCUCCUCGUUUGAAACCAACCCUACUCUUUUCAAAAUUGAAUGAUCCACCUAUACUUCGAAAAAAAUCUCAAGUUACACAUGUUUUAAAAAAAAAUUCUCAAAAUACACAUGUUAUGAAAAUAAUUCCCAAUCUACGCAUGUUUGAGCCUUCACCGCGUGAAAGAAGGGUGAUGAUUACAUCACCGCUGUAGAGGAAGGCGGUGAUUGCAUCACCGCUCUAGAGAAAGACGGUGAAGGCCUGAUCUGCGUCAAAACUUUAAACAAACGUAACUUCGUGCUCGGUUAUCCGAUCGUAGCGAAAUGUUUUUUUAUUCCGCAUAAUUUUUCGAGAUCUUGCAAGCCGCAAACCGACGUCCCACCUUCGUCUCGAAAAAAUGUCGUUUGCUACCCCGAACAAGUCUUUUUUCGAUUUCGUCAAAUUUUGAACGACCAUAACUUUGUUCUCCACAAUCCAAAAAUCAUGAAUUUUUUUUUGAUUUCGCAUAACUUUUUAAGGACUACAAUUUUUAUCAUAGACAUAAUUUCGGAAUGUACUUGGAUUCCUGAAAAGGGAAGGUAAAGUUAUUCCCAAAAUCCUAUCCAUAAAUAAUUAAUUUUUGAAAAUUCUCUCCUACUAAAAAUUGUGCUCCUUAAAAAGUUAUACGAAAUAAAAAAAAAAUUCAUGAUUUUCGGAUUGUGGAGCACAAAGUUAUGGUCGUUCAAAGUUUGACGAAUCGAAAAAAGACUCGUUCGGGGUAGCAAACGACAUUUUUUCGAGACGAAGUCGGCGGUUUGCGGCUUGCAAGAUCUCGAAAAAUUAUGCGGAAUUAAAAAAAAUUUCGCUACGACCGGAUAACCGAGCACAAAGUUACGUUUGUUUAAAGUUUCGACGCAGGUCAGGCCUUCACCGCGGCCGUGUACUGCGGUGAAGCAUUCACCGCCUUCGUCGACAGCGGUGAUGUCGACAGCGGUGAUGCAAUCACCGCCUUCCUCUGCCGCGGUGAUGCAAUCAUCGCCCUUCUUUGCCACGGUGAAUGCCCAAACAUGCGUAGAUUAGGAAUUAUUUUCAUAAUGUGUGUAUUUUGAGAAUUUAUUUUAAAAACAUGUGUAACUUGAGAUUUUUUCCCCUAUACUUCACCCUCCUAACUGUUCAUUGGCAAGAGCUUAGAACUCAUCAUAGGCUGCCGCAGUAAGCGUAAGCUACUGAUUGAUUGGAUAGAACCCUGCAAGCAUAUCACCAACUAGUCCCAUAUAGACACCAACAACUUCAUGCUCACUGUAAACAGCACAGCCUUUAACCCACAAUCAGCUCAAGCUUUCUCUACUACUGCAACACACCGUAUAUCAUUAACAAACAUCAUGCUCAUUAUAAACAGCACAGCCCACCAGCCAAGUGACAACAAUCCUUAUAAGUUAUAAGGCUCCUUGAAACCAGGGCGCCUUCCUCUGCCACAAGAUCGUACCCAAACCCCGUAGUAAGUAGGGUAAACCCUAUACUUAUAAUCCCAACUGGUUUAGCAGCACUCUACAACGCCCUCUAUAAAUCCAACAUCGAAAU
Linum trigynum is the source of this 4804-nucleotide messenger RNA. The record is from the annotation of a GenBank genome assembly. Lineage: Eukaryota; Viridiplantae; Streptophyta; Magnoliopsida; Malpighiales; Linaceae.